This is a messenger RNA of Etheostoma spectabile (orangethroat darter), 1371 nucleotides long. RefSeq lists its product as uncharacterized. The record is from RefSeq and is a predicted model, not a curated record. Bases 1 to 1371 code for a protein of 456 amino acids. NCBI's taxonomy places the organism in Eukaryota, Metazoa, Chordata, Actinopteri, Perciformes, Percidae. The transcript has 8 exons.
AUGCCUGCUACACCCUGCUACACCUGCUAUGCCCUACUAUGCCCUGAUAUGCCUUGUUACACCUGCUACACCUGCUACGCCAUCCUAUGCCCUGAUAUGCCCUGCUACGCCUGCUAUGCCUGCUUCACCCUGAUAGCCCUGCAUAUGCCCUGCUACACACCCCCCCACCUGGCCCGUCAGACUCCACCCACCAGGAGCCUGGCUUCAGAUCUCUGCAGAUCUCAUUUGGGAGGAGAGUUCAGGGAGGGAAUGAUCUGGGACGAGUACAGCGAAUGCUUUUACUUUCGUCUGGACAUCAGCAGACUAACAGCCUCCUCUUGCUUUAGAUGGAAAUUCCUACAUUCAGAAGGCGACACCACCAAUGCCACCCUCAUCCUGAGCCGGUGGAAGGUCCAGUUUGUUAAAUACCAGGGGAAGACCUUCCACUGGCUGCUGGAGAAUGACGUGGGCUACAGCGUCAAUCUUGUGGCCUCCCACAAGAAGGAGCGAGAGAGGACAGGGUCUCAGUCCCCGCUGAUGGCCAACAAGGAUGCCUUCACCCGCUACUCCUCGGCGUCCCCUGACUUUGCGGAGGCAGUCAGGUUUCACCAGGCGUUCGAGGAGGCUACUUCGUCCACUAUGUCCGGAAGAGAGACAGAGAGCAGAGAACCUCUUGGAUCUACGCUUGCGGCCUUUGUCUCCGGGCGGCGUUCUCUGUCUGCGGUGGAAAUGCAGGCCAAACUGAAAAAGUUGGCCCCUAUGCCUGCAUUGCCAGCCUCUUCCUUCCGGCCCUUUAGACCAGCUCUUCCCUCCGCUUCCACUGGGGAGCCCUCGGAUGAAGAGCUGGUCAAGGCAGUAGUUGAUUUGGAGAAGUCCUCAGACGUACAGGCCCCUCUCUCGCUCCUGCAUCCACCUCCUCCCCCCUCAUCAGCGGCACAGAAGGGAGCUGGUGUCUCUGCCGGGGACGAGCCCACGGACAGCGAGCUGCUGGAGGCCUUACAGGACCAGGACCGGCCCCUGCAACCUCCAGCAGCCGUGGAGCAGACGGCAGAGACACCAGCUCCCCCGCCACGUCCUGGAGCUGCCAGUCCCCCGCCACGUCCUGGAGCUGCCAGUCCCCCGCCACCUGGAGUGCAGGAGUCAACGGAGCCAGCUGUCCUCCCUCCCCCGCCUCCUGCUGGCAGUGCUGAGCUGUUGCCUGCGUCCUGGCGGGCAGCUCUCACUGCGGAGCAGCAGCACUGGAUCGGCCGGGUGCUGUUUACCAGGAGCAGCAAGGGGAGGUCCCAGCUCGUUAAGGAGUUGAACGUGUGGUGGUACCCUCCCCAGACCCUGCCAAUCUACACCCUUUCUGGCGCCGAGAGAACCUGGAACACAAACAUAUUCUGCUUUUAG